AAAAUUGUCCGAUAAGAGAGUAAACCGAAUGACAUUUUUUCAGCGUAUCUGGAAGCAUCUAGGAGUUUCGUAACGGAUUUGUGUUCAUCACGUUUUGGAAUUCAUGCUCGUAGAACCUAUACCAGAAGAUCGUGACUCUUCGUCGGGUGAAUAAUUUGUUACUUAACGUUUCCUAUCUAAUUAAAAACGCUAAGAUUGUUUUAGAAAUCAGAAAACAUUAAUAACUACCUAUCUACUUUUCACAAUCCGUUGUAUUAUCGUAAUAAUUGAGAAAUAUGGCAGAAAAAAUUAAAGCAUUCUUUCAAAAGAAGAAAUUGAAUGCAAAGUUUAUGAAUGCUGGAAAAGGACACAAAUUAACAGAAUCAACUACCUCUACUGUAUCCACUUCAUCAAUAGAGCCAGUUAGAAGAGUAGAACCUACGCAAGAAGCUAAAGUAGCUGGUUUAGCUGCAUUGGCGAGAUUGGAAGAGAAAAAGAACGUAACUAAAUUUAACACAUCUUACGCAGCCAUAAAGGCACAAGUGAAACGCGAGUUAGAACAGGAAAAGAAAGCACAACAGGAAACACAGAAUACUAGUAGAGUAUCGGAAGAAGAAACAAAAACCCCUGUAAAAGAUAAUUCCAUCUUAGCUGUUGAUGGUGUAUAUUUUCGUUGUCCAUAUUUAUCCAAUGAAAUAUUAUCGAAAGACGAAUGGAAGAAAAAAAUAAAAGAGUUUUUGUAUGAACAAUUAAAAGGGGAUGAAGCAGGAUUAACAGCGUGUUUAGUUAUACGAAAUUGCAAUACAGACAGGAAAAAAGUUGACAAUUGUAUCGAAACAAUUGGAAAGUACCUAGAGAACAUCAUAAAUAAUCCAGAAGCAGAGAAAUAUAGAAAAAUUAGAGUGCAUAACAAAAUAUUCCAGGACAAAGUGUUACCGAUAGAAGGCGCAUUAGAGUUUUUAAAUGCUGCUGGUUUUCGACAGAUAAAGUUGUUGCAUAACGAUGUAGAGGAAGAUUUCUUAGUUUACAAUCCAGAAAAUUGUAGUAUCGAAGAUGUUGUCAUGUUAGAAGAGGCAUUAAAAUCUGUAGAACCUAUUCCGCUUGAAUUAGACAGAAACCUCCAAGUGUUGUUACCUAUGGCGGCAAGCAAGAGAAGCGAAUUGCCACCGAACUUCUUCAAUAUAACUCCAGAGGAAAUACAGAGAGAACAGCAACUUCGAACCGAAUGCGUCGAAAGAAAUCAAAUGCUGAGGACAAAAGCAAUGAGAGAAAAAGAUGAGAAACAGAGACUUAGGAAAUAUAAAUUCUCGUUGAUUCGUAUUAAAUUUCCAGACGAUAUUAUUUUACAAGGAACGUUUUUUGUUCACGACGAAUACGUGGUUGUAGUUGAAUUCGUCCGUGAAAAUUUAGCGAAUAACGAGAGGCCGUUCUGUUUAAGGAAGCUAGCUGGAAAAACAUUUGACAAAGAGUGUUUAAAUAAGACCCUACUCGAAUUGGAAUUAUUUCCAGCUGUUCUCCUAGUAUUUUCUUGGGAGAAUGAUUCGGAUAAAGCAAACGAAUCUACAGGAUAUUUGAAAGAAGAAUUACUCUCUCAUAUUAAACCUCUUUGAAAUCAUUUUCCAUACGAUUUGUAACUAUUUUGGAUUUGAAAUUGCAUUUAUUGAAAAAAAAAGAAGAAAAAGAAAAUUAUUGUGACUCGGCCUAUGUCCUUUUAACAUAGCGGAAAUUAAAAAAUGUUAUAGUUCAGAGCAGAUGUUAUAGAACAGAUAUAAAAAUUAAUUGUUAUAGUUUUACAGUGCAACUAAAAAUAUUAGAAUUCAUACCUAUAAAGAUACUUCCACUAUUUAUAAAAGUUACAGUCUUAAUUUUUAUUUAUUUACGUGUCAAUUAUAAAGUUAUCUAUAAUAUGUCACCUAUUCCUAGUCAAAUUUAAAUGAAUAUAUUAAUUUGUUACAAUUUUUUUAGUUCACAAUAUGAUCUUUUUACUCCUGGAUUUUGAAGUACAAGAUAAAACCAAACAAAUGGAUUAAUAUUUCUCAAUAUUUUUUUAUUGUACAAAUAUAGAAUUCUACAAAGAACAAUCGUACAAAAAUCAAGCGAAUCCUUCAAGGUAAUAUCUUUUGCCAUUGUCUGUGUUAUAACAAUAAAUUAUUGUUUUUUGUUC
This is a messenger RNA of Hylaeus anthracinus, 2143 nucleotides long. It is a transcript of the gene Gint3, whose product is annotated as UBX domain-containing protein 6. The record is from RefSeq and is a predicted model, not a curated record. NCBI's taxonomy places the organism in Eukaryota, Metazoa, Arthropoda, Insecta, Hymenoptera, Colletidae. The transcript is spliced from 7 exons. Gene Ontology annotation, cellular component: cytoplasm. The coding region runs from base 276 to 1589 and encodes 437 amino acids. Gene Ontology annotation, molecular function: protein binding.